Messenger RNA from Strongylus vulgaris, 522 nucleotides. The record is from the annotation of a GenBank genome assembly. Lineage: Eukaryota; Metazoa; Nematoda; Chromadorea; Rhabditida; Strongylidae.
AUGUCAACUAGAAAAGCUUGGGCACUCCCUCUUGUGCCGGCAUACUUUGAUGUUCUGAGAUACUAUCAAUACCUCACGAAAACACGCUUGGUGGAAUCGACGCUGGAUAAUUAUUACAGUGGACUUGUUCCACCUACAGCAAGUUACGAAAAAGCUGCACAGGAAUGUUUGCGCGCUAUUCUGAGUUCGACUAGAUACGAUUCAGAAGAUCAGCGAGUAUCUGCCAUUCUAGCAUCUCUUAUCGAUGAAGCUAUCUUCAGUGUGGCUCACAAUGUUCCUCGAUUAGGAGAUUAUAGGGUUGCUUACGACGUACAAAGUGAAUGUUUUUGGAUACGCUCAGGUUUUAUGUUCCUUUAUGAUGUGAAAGAAAUUGGCAGUAAUGAAAUUACGCGGAAAAUACGCAAAAGUCCCAAGUUCAUAGGAGACGACAGGCGCAAACUGGGAGAGUUAGCCUUUGUAUCUCGCGAUCACCUCGCUGUGCAAUUGAGAUCUCGUGAACCGCUUGCACCGCUACAUUCACUG